AUGCAAGUUGAACAAGACAGUCAUAUAUCAUUCAUUGGCCUUGGCAACAUGGGCCGGGGAAUGUGCCGCAACCUAGUUUGCAAUCAUCUAUGGACUCCUCAGAGAGUCAACAAGAUGCCACUUACCGUUUUUAAUCGCACGAUUUCUCGAGCAGAAGCCCUCCAAGCUGAGAUGCCUGAUGGUAGUGUUCAAAUCGCUAGUUCCAUUCACGAGGCUGUGAAAUGCUCCGAUAUCAUUAUUACUUGCUUAAGCGAUGAUGACGCGGUCCAGCAAGUGCUUGAUGAAGCAUUAGGGAGUACACCUGUGGGCAAGUUAUUCGUGGAAUGCUCCACUAUUCAUCCACUUAGAACACAGGCCUUAUGCAAUCAAGUCUUACAAGCGAAUGCUCGCUUCGUUGCUUGCCCGGUUUUCGGAGCACCCGAUCGUGCCGAUAAAGGACAGCUAGUCGGUGUUGUAGCCGGCCCACGGUCGGAUAUUGACUACGUCAAGCCUUGGUUUGAUGGGGUAAUAGGGAGAGCAGUCAUUGAUCUGGGUAAUCAUCCAACCCAGCUGGCCACCACGUUGAAAGUCAUUGGCAAUUCAUUCAUCUUCAAUAUGGUUGAGGCUGUGGCAGAAGGCCAUGUGUUGGCUGAAAAAACCGGUCUAGGGGGCGAUGCGCUGCACGAGUACUUGACACUGUUCUUUCCGGGGGUGUAUGCGUCAUAUUCUUCAAGAAUCAUGAAGGGGGAUUACUGGAACCGGGAGGAGCCACUGUUCCUUGCAAGCUUAGCCAGAAAGGAUGCUAGACAUGCGAUGAGCCUCGCGCAGGCUGUGGGUACACUACUGCCCGCGCUGGAGAUAGCCGAUCGCAAUCUGGCUAAGGUGGUUGAGCGGAAGGGCGAUAAAGGCGAUUACGUGGGCAUCUAUGGCGUGCUGCGACAGGAAGCAGGGCUAAAGUACGAGAACUGA
Penicillium longicatenatum is the source of this 948-nucleotide messenger RNA. RefSeq names its product NAD(P)-dependent oxidoreductase. Gene Ontology annotation, molecular function: oxidoreductase activity, acting on the CH-OH group of donors, NAD or NADP as acceptor; NADP binding. The record is from RefSeq and is a predicted model, not a curated record. The transcript is spliced from 4 exons. The coding region runs from base 1 to 948 and encodes 315 amino acids. NCBI's taxonomy places the organism in Eukaryota, Fungi, Ascomycota, Eurotiomycetes, Eurotiales, Aspergillaceae.